Messenger RNA from Opisthorchis viverrini, 3483 nucleotides. RefSeq lists its product as hypothetical. The record is from RefSeq and is a predicted model, not a curated record. NCBI's taxonomy places the organism in Eukaryota, Metazoa, Platyhelminthes, Trematoda, Opisthorchiida, Opisthorchiidae. Gene Ontology annotation, biological process: G2/M transition of mitotic cell cycle; positive regulation of G2/MI transition of meiotic cell cycle; positive regulation of G2/M transition of mitotic cell cycle. Gene Ontology annotation, molecular function: protein tyrosine phosphatase activity. Gene Ontology annotation, cellular component: nucleus; cytoplasm. The coding region runs from base 1 to 2706 and encodes 901 amino acids. The transcript has 7 exons.
AUGAUUUCUGAACAUACCCCAGUUGACCUCGAUGAGUGUGCUAACCAAGAACCUCCGAUCCAACUUGCUGGCUGGGCCCAUUCUCGUGUCCGUGAUAAGGGUGCUCCAGCCACCUCAAAACCGUUGCUUUCGAGGGAUUUUUCGAACAGUUGUUCAUCUGGUUAUAGUUCGGCAUCCCAGUCUGCUCCACCUACCUGUAACGCUGAGCGAGUGCUCAACUUCGCCUUUGGAUGGGCACCUUCAACAAACCCGGUCUUCUCUAAUCAGUCUCAGUUAACACUCGGAAGAAAGCCUGACGGGUUUGGCUCAAGCCCUCCAACACUUAGACGUACUCAAUCCUGCUAUAGUCGCGGAUGGCUGUCCAAGCGCCAUCGUGCACAGAACUGGCCUCGCAUCUCUGGAAUAAUGAAAUCGUUCUCCGGGUCUAUGUCCCCUCAUAUUGCGGAUACGAACUCAUGUCCGGCAGCACUGACCAGCGGAAUCCAGUCAGGUGUUCAAUACCCGGAGCCCCCUAAGAGAUUGUCCCUGCCUCCUCUAGGCGAACGGUUUUCACCCGUACCCGACACCAGUCCCUCACAUGCUCCCACUGGGUUUGACAAGUUCAACUUUUCGCGCACCAGUGCAGAGGGUGAUGGGCAUUUGGAUGUAUCCCUUGAUUGUUCGGGUCUGCCUCAAGCAAAAAAGCUACGGAUGGAUAAUGAAGCUUCGGCGUUCCCAAUUGCACCGGCUGACUCCUCUCGUGAGGACAAAGUCGAUGUUGACAACACUUUGCCAUUAGAUGAUUCUAGAUGUGACGCAAUGCAUAACUCAUCGGAGCACGUAAAGUCUGGUGCUGGCAAAGCGAAAGUGCCUUUCGAGGUGUUUCGUCACCAUUCAACCCCGUUGGUUUCUGCGCGGCCACUACAUCUUCCCUUCGUUUGUCAAUUGGUAUCGUCGCCAACGCCUCAGAUACCGUUGGCGAACAAACCACUUCUUUCCAGGAGUAGUUCCGUCCCUAUAUCUACUAUUUCUGAAAAGUUGGGGCGAUGCAUCAGCAUACUGGAUAAUCCGAACUUCCGCUGUGAUGGGAGGCGACCCCGUGCGUUACCCGUUAUUAGCAGGACUGAUUCCGGCUUGCACUGCGUCUCGAUCGACACUGUAGCGGAGUUAGUGACCAAUCCGGAUGAUAAACGUAAUCCCAGCUUCGUGAUUAUUGAUUGUCGUUUUCCGUAUGAAUACGAUGGUGGGCACAUCAACGGUGCAAUUAACAUCUUCACACAUAGUGACCUUGUUUUGGAGAUUUUCAACCGCGUCCCUGCACAGCGCCCACCGGGCUCCUCUGGACCUCCAAAGAUCCUAGGUGAAUGUUUGGCCAAGCGACUUGCACUAGCCCCUAGAGAACCAUUGUCUGCGCCCUGCGAGCCCAUAUCGGAUGAGGAAUCAGACGAAGAUGACCUUGAUUUGGGUCAGUUCACUUCGGAAGCGUCGCAGUUGGAGUUGGCUGUUGCCGCGGCCAAUGAAAACAACAAGUCCGAUCCGCCUGAAGAUGGGACUGCCGACAGCCGAUUGGAAACGGACAUAAGCAGUCUCAGUAGUGGGACAAAUUUCAGUGGUUCGUGUGGAUCACAGGAGUCCGCAUUUGUUGUGAUAUUUCAUUGCGAGUUCUCCUCUCAACGAGCUCCCGACCUGGCGGCAUUCCUGCGGAGCGUUGAUCGCCUAUCCAACUACCAUCGUUACCCUUUCCUCUACUUCCCGGAAAUCUACGUUAUGAAGGGUGGUUAUUCGGCUUUCUUCCAAAAGUACUCGCACAUAUGCACGCCACAAACGUACGUGAAAAUGUCUAACCGAGACUACCGAACGCAUUUCCGUCUCUAUCGGCGUUUGACGAAACGCGUCAGUUCGGCUUGCACUGCCUGCAUCCGGCCACAGCAUAAAUUGUUGGACCAACCGGUUGUGGAUCCGAUGAACAGCUUCGGACAAACAUCACUGACAAAUCGUUCGAUGGAAAUUGCAAAGCAACCCCUCGGAUCAAUCUUUCCAACGCUGGACGUUCGACCGCAACCGGCCGGUAUUGUGGCUUGCGAGGAUGAAGCUAUGCUUGUCCCGAUGGACGCGUGUGAAGAUCAAGAAAAUAUGAACAACACUUCCGGUGCACCACUUAACAGCCCCUCCAACAGACCAGUCGAAUCUCCAGUUAGCCGACGUUGUUCACCACACGCUAUGUCAGAUGUUGAAGACACAGCGUCGAGUUUGAGUGACAGUCCACUGAGUCUGGCGGAGACCGUGAUUCGUGUGGGUCGGCGAGUGAUUGCCGCAACACUGUGCACGGCUGACCCUUCGAUCGGUGCAAACAAUCUCUUGGAAAAGUUUAACAGUCAAAUAGCAAAGGAUGCGACCAGAGCUGGUGAAUGUGCGCGACCUCGCGAACCCCUCAAACGCGCAAGCACUGUCGUUGGAAUGGGUGAUUGGACAGCGGAAAAAACGGCAAAUCGGUCGAAACGCACUCCAACUCAACAACUUAUCACAAAUCCAUUCCUAUGUGAUGAGUCCAAAUUGCUGCAAACCACUCCAGCUUUUGAUCGAACUCGCCCUGUCACAGUUAUUCGCACACCGUUGAACUGUGUCAAUAACCGACAGGGGGGGUUGGUGAAUUUUUUUAACACCAGUCAAACCCCGAUUAUUCCCGGUCGAACCCGUAAACCAUCGGCCUCGAGCAGCCAAUCCUAAGUCUUUCCAGUUCUCCAUUCACACCUUGAUGAAUUCCCACUUGGUCCCUCCCGCUUGCAACUGAUAGGUGUGCAUACGUUUCCCAGUUUACUACUUGUGAUAUGUGCAUUUAGGUUCUUCCUCACUCCGUGCAUUUCACAGCUGAUCUAUUGCUAACUGACUCAGUUCCUUUCAUCAGUUUAUCACUCAACACUCCCCUCUGAUCCAACCGUGCACUGUAAAGUUACGUGUACGCAGAAAAAGAAGACUCGAGUGUACAGUCCGCAUGAACUCUCAUUUUCACUUAUUCUUGUUAUCUUUAUUGCUGUUAGUAUCGCCCCUCGGCUAUUCUUCGCGGUUCUUUUUUAAAGUUCCAUGUGAAUCGUGCCGGCCUAGAUUAUUCUACUGACGUGAUUUUCACUCCCAUUCUGUGUUCACUUCUCUCCGACCCCAUCGCACAUGGUGACCCGAUAGUAACUAUCACCCCAACUCCAUGGUGUUCGAAUGUACGCCCUCGAUCGGCCGUCUGUUCAGGUUGUGUUAUAAGUGUUCUUGUUUUAUCACCCCUGUUCCGCUUUCCUAUUUCCGUGUCGUCGGGCGGCUUCGGUUUUUAUUAGUUUUUUCUCACUUCUCGGGAUGUUUUCACAGGGAGUGCGACACGGUUCUGAAUUUUCUUCCCCGCCAGUUUAUGUGUGUGUGUGUGUGUUUAGGUUCCGCAUGUUUUUGCCCUCAGUUCAGUUUGUCUGCCCGUUUAUAACUCGAAGAUGUUUUUGUACCACAGCUACCGACGAUUGGCAA